This is a messenger RNA of Rotaria sp. Silwood2, 471 nucleotides long. The record is from the annotation of a GenBank genome assembly. Lineage: Eukaryota; Metazoa; Rotifera; Eurotatoria; Philodinida; Philodinidae.
AUGUUUCUUUCUCUAGCGAUAAACGUACCUGUUAAUACUCAAACAAAUAUUAAGAUUGAUUAUUUCAAAUUCAGCUGUCGUUUGGCUCAGAAAAAUUCAUCAUUUGAUGAAUGUGCUAAGGUCUGUGGUAUAGCAUCUGGUAGUAAACUCAACAAAAAUGACUGCACAUUAACAUUCAAGAAUGCAGGCACAACUGUUGAACAAUAUUAUCCUAUUGCUUUAAUGAUUGAAGAUUUUUAUACAGAAUCAUCAUAUUCAUCAUUUAGUAAUAUUCCUGUGCAAGUUCUGAUUAAAAUUGUUAGCAAACUAAGUUGCUAUACACAACCGAUGGUUAGUUUUAAUUUAUCAAAUUGUACUGCUAUUAGUGUUGGAGUUCAAUUUAAUUUCACAUUGGCAAUCCAGCAAGGAUGUUCGAACACAACAAUAGUAGAUGUAUUUAGAACGUCACCUUCAAAAUAUGAAAAAAAAUGA